Parasteatoda tepidariorum (common house spider) is the source of this 6488-nucleotide messenger RNA. RefSeq names its product visual pigment-like receptor peropsin. The record is from RefSeq and is a predicted model, not a curated record. NCBI's taxonomy places the organism in Eukaryota, Metazoa, Arthropoda, Arachnida, Araneae, Theridiidae. Gene Ontology annotation, molecular function: G protein-coupled receptor activity. Gene Ontology annotation, biological process: G protein-coupled receptor signaling pathway; visual perception. Gene Ontology annotation, cellular component: membrane.
GUGGUUGUUUGGAGAAGGUGGUUGCCAGUGGUACGCAUUCAUGGGCUUCCUGUUUGGUUCAGCACACAUAGGAACGCUUGCUCUUCUGGCCCUUGAUCGAUACCUGAUAGCUUGCCGGAUCAGUCUGAGAAGUAAGCUAAAUUAUCGGAGGUACUGCCAAAUGCUAGCAGCAGUAUGGGGCUAUGCUUUCUUUUGGGCUGCCAUGCCCCUUUUCGGCUGGGGUAGGUAUGGCCUGGAGCCGAGCAUUACAACUUGCACUAUCGAUUGGCAACACAACGACUCGAGCUACAAGUCCUUUCUCUUAGUGUACUUCGUCCUAGGUUUCAUGGUUCCGUUGACUAUCAUCACCGUUUGUUAUUGUGCCAUCGCACGCCGUGUACGGAAGAAUACGGCCACUCGACAAAGAGGAGUGAUACAUGAUCAAUGGAGUAAUGAGAGGUCCAUAACGUCCAUGUCAUUCGUGCUGAUCAUCGCAUUUGUGUUGGCCUGGUCUCCAUACGCUGUCCUAUGCCUGUGGACUAUCUUCGCCCCUCCAGAAACCGUCCCACCCAUUCUGACUUUAAUUCCGCCUUUAUUUGCCAAAGCAUCGACAGUCUUCAAUCCUUUCAUUUACUUCCUGUCCAAUCCACGAUUGCGGAAAGGGAUUCUUGCCACCCUCCUCUGCUGCAGGGAGGCCGACAUCGAGAGCAUCGAAAUGCCAGACUCUCCGGCACCUGCAAACGUAGAGGGUUGAUCAUGUUUUUCUACAAUAUGCCAUUUACAAUAUACUUUCGAUUACCCAAAGGUUAAUAUUGGGAAAGGAAGUCUCAGAUAAUUUUUUUAAAAAAUGUACUUAUCUGUUUUUCAGUAUUAUUUUUUAAAUGAAUAUGUUUUUAAAAAAAAAUAGUGUACGGUUUAUUGUGAAAGUGUGCCAAAUUGGCUACCAGCUUUAACCUUUUCCCCUGGGUUGUGACAACAGUUGUCACAUCGGUAGUUUGGGUCCUCUGAGGGGCUUGUGAUACUUUCAGCCUAAGAAUGGGGGGAAGAAAUCUUUUUCCACCUUUGAAAUUGGUAUGUGGAACGUUUUUAUUUUCUCUCUUUUUUUUUUCCUUUUAAUUUUUAAACGGAAUCUAAUGUAGCAACCGAUGUAGAUUUCCCGCGCGCUUCUCAAGUUAUGCCCUGGGUGAAAACGAGACGGAAAAAAGGAAAAGCGGUAGUAAAACUUUUUCAGUUUUAAAUUAUUUUCGGGAGGAGUAAAUCUAUUCUCUUCUUCAACAAUAUCUACUUUUUCUCAAAAAAGAAGCAGUUUUAUACAUAUACUUUAAUUAUUAAAAAAAAAAAUUCUCGAUAGUUACAGAAAUUUAAUGUUGCUCGAAAAAGAAUGCUAGAAUGGAAUUCCUUUCCUGUCAUAUUUUGCUCUUUUCCGUCUUUAUAGGCUUUCAGCCCUGAAUUAUGCAAAAGCGCGGGAAACCUCUUCCGGUGACCCUCCUAUUAUUUCCAACUGCCGGGGUCUAAGAGUUUACAAACAGAAACGGUUGGAAAAAAAAGAAAAAAAAACAGUGGGAGAAUAAAAUUGUUUAACACUCGUCCGCUAUAGUUUGUCUAAAAUAAGAAUUCCCCCUGACAUUCGUCUGGACCCGUGGCCGUGACUAUGGUAACGGGGUAUGGCUAUUUCAAGUAGGGGUGCGAGGUCACUGUUUUGGAGUGGUUUCGGUUCGGGACGGCGAGAGAAAGGGAAUCUCUUCGGUCUUUUGUGUUAGUGAUAGAAUGAAGCUACCCUCCCUAAAAGGCGCCAUUCUUGUUUCCAUCGCACCAGACGGUUUCAGAUUUUGUGGCGGUAGGAUUUCUUAGCUUAGAUAAACUAUACUACGACCAGCAGUUCCCUGUCAUAUUUCACUCCCCCAGUUUUAAAAAGAGGCUCUCAGAAGACCUCGAUGUCCUCUUUUUGAGCCCACGUGAAAAGGUUAAGGCUGUCUACCAUACCUCAAAUCAUGAUAUUUUUAUAACUAUCCAAAGAAAAUUGAAAGAUUAAUUAAUCUUUUUUUUCAAUUUGGUUUUAAAGGUUAAUUUAUCCCCAGCGUCAAUGUUGAUUAAAAAAAUAGCUCUAAAUGUCAAGCCAUAUUUGUUUUAAAUAAAGAGGCAUUGUGAACUAACUUUUCAAUUUAUGAUCAUUUUUAAAAAAAAAGUUCUAAUUCGUAAAAUCUUGCCUAGUUGGUCAUUUUUUAAAUAAAGGCUUAAGACUCUUUUUUUUAAGCUUUUUAAAUAUGUAUCCUUUUAAGUCAGCUUUUUGUGUGAUAGUAUACAGUGCCUGAAUUAUCUUCAGCAUUGUGUGAUAGUAUUGGUCCUCAACAUUGGGGCCCCAAAAGUUUCUGAGGACUUCCUAAAUUUUACAAAUUUUUUUUUUUUUUUUUGUGUUUUUCCUUAAGAAUUUUCUCUAUUAGAGUUAUGAGUUAACAAAAAUUUAAAUAAAUAGAAGCUCAAAUUUACAAAUAUAUCGUAAUUUAUUUGAGGUAUAAAUCGUUUAAAAACACUUUAUAAUUAAGCAGCAUAUAAAUUUAGUUUAAAUUAACAACCAGGGGGCUCCUGGUAGUUCUGUGUCAAGGGCCCCUCCCCUAUUAUUAUGUAAAAUUAGAUUUUAGUUUGCAAACAAAGGUAUCAUGCUAUACUUUCAGUUUGAACCUUAACUCCGUUAAUCCACACACCGGAAGGAUAAUCGAAAGUAUACUGUACUGUUAUUUUAAACUAGUAAUGGACUGCUUUUAUAGUAUAUGUGCCUGUCUGAAAUGUUGUUUUCUUGUGUGUAAUAUUUUAUUCGUAUUGAUGUGACAAAUUAUAAUGAGCUUGUGUAUUUGUGGGUGAAAAUAAUGUCAAAUGUGAAUUACAAGUGUGUCAUCUAAAAGUUUCACUUGUUAAAUUUUCAUGAAUAAUAUUUAAUUAUCAUGGAGGGGACACAUUUCCUUAAGGAAAUUUUUUUUCCGUUUAGAACUAAAUUAGUUUAAUUAUUCUAUCUUUAUACUUAUUCAAUUUCAAUGUUUCAAAAUAUUUAUGAGAAUCAUUCUGCAACUGUUGAAAUUUAUUUAAGGUGAAGAUCUAUCAGUUAUGUGUUUAUGGGUGAAUUAACAUUAUUUACGAGCCAUCCUAAAGAAAUAAAAAUUGAUAGAAAUAAAAAUUGACUGUUCGCUACGGUCUGCACAAAAAUUUAUGAUCGAACAAUUCCAUAAUUGGUUACAAAACGCAUCAACAGAUUGCUCUGACGACUGAAAAAUUUUCGAAAAAAUAUUUUCUGCUGCUUGUUAAACCAUUCUAACUGAGUUGCACGUGCAACUGUUCACUUAAAUUUUCCACACAUUGUUCCUACAAAUUGUUGUUAUUUUGAAAGCAUUGUUAUUAUUAUUUUUUCAGCUUGGAGCUCCCAUCUAUUGACAAUCUAUAUUUCUUGUAACCAUCUGUGAAACUUGACGAAAACUAAACAGUACAUUUAUAUGUGUCCUACAGAUUUUUUUUUUCUUUACCCAUUGACAAAAUGGGUCUUGGUUGACGGCGUCUACACAAUUUUCAACUGUGUUCAAGAGUAAUACGUAAGUAGUGCGCAUGCGUCUCCAUUUCGUGUGUUGCUAUGGCCACCGCUGCUGUUUUGCCCAAUGGGUAACCAGUGAUCGUAAUAAGGCUAUCACAACUUUUUUGCUGAUUUUGUUUGUCAUAUUUUCGUUUGAGAUGAUAAUUGUAUACCACUAUGGUUUGGCUACAAAAUGAAUUUCAAAAUAUAAUUUAUGCGCCAAAUAUAUUGCAACAUAAAAUUUAAUAUGAGAAUAUUCUUUUUUAAUUUUUUUUUUUUAUCCGUGGAAUUUUUUGGUACAUGCUCGGUAUUUACUUAGUACCUUAAUUCAAUCAAAUAUUAAAGCAUUUAUUAUAAUAAAAUAAUUAAGUAUUGCAAUACAUCAAAUAUUAAGUAUUAAUUGCUGACAUUGAAUUCUUGAAAACAAAUAUUUUUAUAAAUAGAUCCUCCAGUUUCAGAAUCAUGUCUUUGAAGGUCAAAAAGGAAGGGAAACUUGCUUUUGAUCAUCGCUAAUCAUGUUCGAUUCCUGGUUAUUUAGCAUGUGCUGUAAUCCGAAUCACUUCAAUUACAUUAAUGUGAUAAAAUAUCCGCUGCUGUAGAUUAGAAUUUCCCUUCUGUUGAGCUAACCGUAAGAGAUUCUCGAAUCUCUACAAAGUCAAGUUUGAUUCGUUAUUUAGCUCAAGAAAUCCUACGUCUUCUGGGUCGGACUCAAAACUAGUAUUAUACACGGGAACAUUGAAAAUUAACCGUCAUUGUAGUGCUUAUUCACUGCUGCCGAUAAAAUUUAAAAAAAAUUGACUACUACAUUACUCUAUAAUUCCAUUCUCAGAACAUUUAUGUCGGUAAAUGUAAUAUUUUUUUAACUGCCUCAAUAUUUUUCGUUUGAAAUUAUCGAGUGAAGAAUUACAAUAAAUAAAUAAAGACGGUUUGUUUUUUAAUUUCUUAAACGAUAGUAUGUUUUUAGUUUUAAUAAAAUAGUUUUUAGAUUUCUGUAUCUCCUCGGAUCUUUUUUGUUGUGUGUAUUUUACAUUGUCGUACGAUUUUGAAAGGAUUGAAUAGUGGUCAAGAAGAUUUCGUUUUUUCUAUAAAAAAAAAUUUACUAUACGCGAUUGUUGUCAAAUCACGCUGUACAAAAAAUCUCGAGCUUGAAAUUACCGUCUUCCGAAAACCAUUUAAAUAUUCGUUUAGAGAUAUCUUUUGGCAUAUUUCUCUGACAAAAUACAAAUGGAAAAAAGUCUUAAAGUUAAAUGCACACUUUUCUUUCAAAGAAAGGGUUCGUAAAAAGAAAACGUAUAUAUUAUUGCCUUUUGAAGGAAUUAGCAUUUUUGUUCUUGUCCACAGACGUGACAAAUGGCUCUGGCUUUCAAUUUGAAAUUUUAUAAUAUAAUUUUUUGUUUUAAAUCCAGUAGUUAUACGUAUUCAAUCGAAAGAGUUUUUUAUUGAGAUCAUUUAAAUUUUUUUGUUUUUUUUUAUUAAUUAAUUGUGAGACUGGGGAAUAGUGAUGAGUGACUGUCCACAGAUAUGAUAUGUCACAUAUGUUAACAAGUUCUGAACAAUAAAUGAAAUAUAUAUUUCGAAAUUUACUUUUCUUUAAAUUUCGUUAAGGUCCACAGUCCAUUUUCAUUAAUUUUAAAAUUUUCCAUUGUUAUUAUAAAUAAAGCAAGGGACAGAAUUUCCUGCAUUUGCUGAGAAAAGACAUGUGUAUAAGACGCAUCAGCGAUCGGAAAAAAAAUUACAAUAGAUAUUUCUUUUUCACCUAAAGAUUCGAUAUAUUGUUGCAUUACGAGCGCCAUUUCUUUUUUUUAACUCAUUCUACUGUAAGUGUCUUAUAAAUUCCAGAUGCAAUCUCUCUUUACUGGAAGAAAAAAAAAAAACUUAUUUUAUUGCUCUGAAGCUUUUUUCUUUAUUCCUGAGCCCUCAAUCAGAUUGCAGGAUUUAAACUGCAUUUACAUCAGCAAUGCUUAAUAUUUUCUUUAAAUUAAUUUCUAAUACUACUUUGUUCAUAUUUCUUCAGAUCGAUAAAAGAUAGAUAUAAUUUUGUUUAGGGAAUUUUUGUCGAUGGUUUUUAAAUCUAUAUGAAAUCUCCGGUGGAAAAUCGGCUUAGGUCCAUAAAAGUUUAUACGGAGAAAAAAAGUAAUUUAACGAGCGAACUGAAAGAGCUUUUUAGCACGGCCCAUUAUCACUGUGUAAUAACUCUUAGAGAGAACUGUUAUUGAUUUGUCAAAACUUAGUAAUCCUCAAAAAGCAACUAAUGGUGUUCCAAUCUUCUUUCAGAAAAAGUGACCGUUUAUCUCCCUCAGUCUUCAUAUGUUUUCAUUAAUAUGCGAUCGGGAAAAAAAAGAUUGAGAAUGUAUUUUAUGGGCUAAAAUUUUGAAAUUUCUCGUGAGUGUAAAAACGACGAAUGUAUUUUUCCCAUCUGAAACGAAUGAUACCAAACUCGAGAAAUUUUGUGAUAUUUUUAAUAAGAUCUUGUGUUAAGGUGCAACCACAUUUUUUUCUUCUUGUCUUCCUGUUAACAGCCUUAGUCUCGAGGAUGAAAAAUCUCUUACUUGACGAUUAAAAUUAGUUCACAUUAGAAUUGAAUUAAUUAAUCUUUUAUUAUUAAAUGUAAUUUUUUUUCUGUAUUUAUAACCAUUAUUUUCAUUCAUAAAAACAUGAUUUGUUGAAAUGCUUACGGUUUUAAUCUAAGAAACUCGUUGCUUUUCAGAACAUUAGAAUAGAAAAGGGUAACCAUUUUGUCGCAUUAUUAGUUUAUGGACUACAAAAUACUAUGAACAUAGCGUGUUAAAAAUAUGUGUAAUCUUUCUACAUUUUGUAAUGAAUUGAAAUGUUGAUGUUUAUAUAUAUUUCAUGUUGAAUCGAUACAUAUUUAUAUGUGAUGUUAUUAUUUAAAAUAAGGAAAUGUCUAAUCAAAGUUUUCAUGGUGGUGGUUUUAAUAAAAUAUUUAAACCUA